AUGGCAAAUAUAUUCAAAUUGAAUUUUUGGCUACGUUUUCGUGUCUAUUUUUUUUUUAAAUUGGAGGACGAAGAAGGCUCAACUUUAUUACCUCCCCUUUCGAAUACUCACAUUUAUCUAUCUCCUCUUUCCCUCCACUUCUCGUCCAUCUUAUUUUUUUUUCUUCUUUCUUCAUUGUCUUCAAGUUCUCAUUCCUGUUUACCCACUUAUCUACUGCUUUCUUUCUUUCUUUUAACUCCUCUCAUUUCUAAAACCCAACCAUUAUCUAUCUCCUCUUCCCCAGCACCGCUUCUCGUUCGUCUUCUUUCGUCUUCUUUUUCAUUUUUUCUUUCUUUUCUCUCGUUUCAUUUUGGCUUCUGCAAUCAGUCCGUUUCCCAUUCUUUCUUCAUUGUUCUAUCUAUCUAUCUAUCUAUCUAUCUCAAUUUAUUCAUAUCUACGUAUCUCCCUCUCUAUCUCGGUUCAUUUAUAUCUAUCUAUCUAUCUAUCUAUCUAUCUAUCUAUCUAUCUAAUUCAUCUCUAGUAGUAGUAGUAUCAGUAGUAAUAUUACUUCCUCGUUUCAUCUAUCUAUCUAUCUAUCUAUCUAUCUAUCUAUCUAUCUCAUUCUCUUCAUUAUCUAUCUAUCUAUCUAUCUAUCUCAUUCUCUUCAUUAUCUAUCUAUCUAUCUAUCUCAUUCUCUUCAUUAUCUAUCUAUCUAUCUAUCUAUCUAUCUAUCUAUCUAUCUAUCUCAUUCUCUUCAUUAUCUAUCUAUCUAUCUAUCUAUCUAUCUAUCUAUCUAUCUAUCUAUCUAUCUAUUCUAAUUCAUUCUGUUCAUCAACUCAUUCUACUUCUUCAUAUUCUUCUUCUCCUCCUCUUUCUUCUUCUUCUUCUUCUUCUUCUUCUUCUUAUUAUUAUUAUUAUUAUUAUUAUUCCUUUGUCAUUUUCCUUCCCCAUUUCAUCUCUCACUAUCUUCUUCUUUCUGUUUCCCAUUUUUCCUUCCUCGCUUCAUUAUCUAUCUAUCUAUCUAUCUAUCUAUCUAUCUAUCUAUCUAUCUCACUUUAUUCCUAUCUAGGUAUCUCCCUAUCUAUCUCAGUUCAUUUAUAUCUAUCUAUCUAUCUAUCUAUCUAUCUAUCUAUCUAUCUAUCUCACUUUAUUCCUAUCUACGUAUCUCCCUCUCUAUCUCAGUUCAUUUAUAUCUAUCUAUCUAUCUAUCUAUCUAUCUAUCUAUCUAUCUAUCUAUCUAAUUCAUCUCGUUCAUCAACUCAUUCUACUACUACUUCUUUUUCUUUUUAUUAA
Molecule: messenger RNA, 1272 nt
Organism: Acanthosepion pharaonis
Lineage: Eukaryota; Metazoa; Mollusca; Cephalopoda; Sepiida; Sepiidae
Source: the annotation of a GenBank genome assembly